UCUACUACUAUGUUUGGACCUCAUACCCAUAGCUCACUGGACUUCCCCAACUUCCAAACUCAUAACAAAAUGGACUGAAAAGGCCCAUUUUUUUUUAAAAAAAAAACUAAAAAAUUAAAAUAAAAAAUGAGUAGAAUUCCAAGUGACAAGUAAUCACAUAUUGGCGGUUGAGAGCCGUUAGUUAUUUAUUUUCUCUCUCCUCAUCUUACAACACAUCUUCAACACAAACUCUGUUACUCUAAAAAAACCCAGAAUUUACGCAUCAAAAUGCCUCUAAGAGCAGCAUCAAUGGCGGCUGCUCCGCUCUACGUUCACCGGAGCAAUUUUCUCUCUCCUAGUCAGCAUCAUCAGCUUCCGCCUCUUUCUUCAUCUACUCUCUUACUCAAAGGUAGACUCAAUUCCGACUCUAAACGACGCCGUUUUGUCCUCGUUGCUCAAGCCGUUGAUUCUUCGUCUACUUCUUCUUCUCCGCCAUCCACCGCCUCCGCCGCCGCCGCCGACAAAUCAAUCGUUUCUGAUGAUCAAUUAUCUCUCUCCAAGAUUUCCUUUGGUGUCGUGGGACUUGGAAGUGGAGUCACAUUACUAGCGUAUGGUUUUGGUGCCUACUUUAAUAUUCUUCCGGGAUCAGAAUGGUCGGCGUUAAUGUUGACUUAUGGUUUCCCUGUUGCAGUUAUUGGCAUGGCUCUCAAGUAUGCAGAACUUAAACCUGUGCCUUGUGUGACUUAUUCUGAUGCUGAAAUGGUGCGGGAAAAGUGUGCCACUCCAGUUCUUAAGCAGGUAAAGACAGAUGUUACCAGAUUUCGGUAUGGGGAUGAACAACACCUUGAUGAAGCGUUGAAACGGAUUUUCCAAUAUGGCCAGGGUGGUGGUAUAGCAAGAAGAAGUGCCCCUGUCCUUCAAAUGAUACGUGAAGAGGUGACUGAAGAUGGCAAAUACUGCUUAGUUUUGGCGUUUAAGGCAAAAGAUCUGCAACUUUCAGAUUUUGAACGAAGACAGGCAAAAUUUGCUUCAUUCUUUGGACCAGGGAUCACUGCUGAAGUUGGUAAAGGAGCGGAUGAUCUCUACGAAGUUCGUCUCAUAUCUAAUACACAAGCAUAAAGGAGUAACCAACAGUUAAGGAACUAGUUCUUCUAGCAGCCUGAUUAUGAGCCUUGUAAGAAUUUUGUAUAGUUUGUAUACAUACCAGAUAUACUAGCAUGUUAAUAAACCUGCAGAUUAUAUAAUUAAUGUUUCAUUUAUCUAUGAUAUGGUCAUUGAGUUCGCCAUAUACUCAUGUGUGUUUAUAAAAUUGUAUUACAAGUCUUCAAUUAAAACCUA
Messenger RNA from Chenopodium quinoa (quinoa), 1317 nucleotides. Its product is annotated as thylakoid membrane protein slr0575-like. The transcript has 9 exons. The record is from RefSeq and is a predicted model, not a curated record. Lineage: Eukaryota; Viridiplantae; Streptophyta; Magnoliopsida; Caryophyllales; Amaranthaceae. The coding region runs from base 268 to 1098 and encodes 276 amino acids.